Molecule: messenger RNA, 1005 nt
Organism: Engraulis encrasicolus (European anchovy)
Lineage: Eukaryota; Metazoa; Chordata; Actinopteri; Clupeiformes; Engraulidae
Product: odorant receptor 131-2-like
Exons: 1
Coding region: 1-1005 (334 amino acids)
Biological process (GO): detection of chemical stimulus involved in sensory perception of smell; G protein-coupled receptor signaling pathway
Cellular component (GO): membrane
Molecular function (GO): olfactory receptor activity; odorant binding; G protein-coupled receptor activity
Source: RefSeq, a predicted model, not a curated record
AUGUCUGAGAACAGCUCCCAGACGACAGCAGCAUCCGCAGCCGCAGCAGCAUCCGCAGCGGUGAACGGCAGCAGCUCGGACAACAGCGGCGUGCUCUCUCUCCAGGGCUCCACCGCCAUGCGCGCCUCCAUGACCGCCGUCAUCCAGUUCCUGGUGUGGCCCUUCAUCAGCGUCAACGUCUUCAUGUUCCACGUCUUCCGGCAGCGCGAGGCGCUGUGGUCCGAACCGCGCUACGCCCUCUUCACCCAGACGCUGCUGGCCGACGUCUUCUUCCUGGGGCUCACCAACUUCGUGGUGCUGACCAUCCAGGCCGGGCGGCUGCUGCCCGUGGCCCUGUGCGUGCCCGUCUGCGUGCUCAUGGACGGCCUCACGCACCUCUCGCCCACCGUCAUCGUGGCCAUGUGCCUGGAGCGCUACGUGGCCGUGUGCAUGCCCUUGCACCACACCGACGUCUUCUCGCCGAACAGGACCAGGGUUGUGCUGGCCGUCGUCUGGUUGGCCAGCUUCCUGAAACCGCUGAUCGACCUCAGUAUAUUCCUCAGCUACGUCCCAGAGAGUUACUUCACCAUGCCGACGUUUUGCUACUUCGAGAUCAUGCUGCUGAAAAGUUGGCACAUGGCCUUGAGGGGGAACCUGUACAUAUUGAAUUACCUGGUCGUGCUCGCCGUUCUGCUUUUCUGUUACGUGUCGAUCAUCGUCGUGGCCCGGCGGGCUUCGGGCGACGACAAGAAAGCCGCCUCUAAGGGUCAGCGUACGCUGCUCCUCCACCUGCUGCAGCUGGUCCUGUGUACGUUGGAGACAGUGUGCCCGUACGUGGAGGCGCAGAUCCUGCAGAGCGGCAACGGGUAUGCCUACAUAGUGGUGCGAGCUUUCAACUUCAUGGCCUUCUCCAUCGCCUCGAGGGCAGCGAGCCCACUCAUCUACGGCUUCAGAGACGAGAAGUUUUACGCCGCCAUCAAGAGCUAUGCCAGUUGCACUGUGAAUAAAGUGGCGUCCACAAAAUGA